AUGCAAAUUAUCAAGCUUUUCUACACCUUAAAUUGUUUAUUCGUGACAUCCAUAGUAGCACAAUCAGUAUCUUUCAAUACCGACCAACAAGAGGCUUUAAUAACAAGAGUAGCUUCUGAUAUCCGCUCCUUCCCUAGUGAGUACGUUGAAUAUUUCAAAACCCAGCUGUCAGUUGCCUUUCCACUUGACUUGCUCUCGCUCAGAAGGUUUUCCACGUAUACUGAUGAUUCCUACACCACGAUUGUAGAGGAUUCGGAGUUGAUGUCAGAAUUGGAAAACGUUGUUACCCAGUUACCUUGGUACAAUUCGAGGAUUGCCAACAGCAACGUGCCUAGUGUCACUACUGAUGAUUCAAGCGAAAGUGGAAGUGAUUCAAGCAGCAGCAAUAUGGGGAUCAAAUUGCAAGGAGGGUUGUUUGUAGGGCUCGUUGGAGGUUUAGUGUUGGCCCUUUAA
Molecule: messenger RNA, 453 nt
Organism: Lodderomyces margitis
Lineage: Eukaryota; Fungi; Ascomycota; Pichiomycetes; Serinales; Debaryomycetaceae
Exons: 1
Coding region: 1-453 (150 amino acids)
Source: RefSeq, a predicted model, not a curated record